Molecule: messenger RNA, 1043 nt
Organism: Pelagomonas calceolata
Lineage: Eukaryota; Pelagophyceae; Pelagomonadales; Pelagomonadaceae
Source: the annotation of a GenBank genome assembly
GGAGAGCACAGCUCGGAGAGAGGCUGCCCGAAUUGCUCCAUCGUCGCGCGGCGCAGAAGGAAGCGGCUUCCCGCGGUCGCGCCAUCGCCCUCGCACGGUUUCCGAGCACCGCUAUGCGCUUGCUCCCUCUCCUCAUGAUCUACUGCGCCUGGGCCCUGCCCGGCCAGUACAAGAAGCGGCGCCGGCGCAAGAAGAAGAAGCAGAAACCAGAAAGAGUGCAGAUCCACCAGGCCGACCUCUGCACGGGCUGCCUCAGCUUCGUCGAGGACUACCAGAAGACGCUCUCGGCAAUCUACGAGGCGGGCGCGAUGGACGGCCGGCGGGAGGAGGACCACAUCCUGCCGGAGGAGAUCAAGCGCGCGAUGACGGCGCGCGAGACGCACUACUCGGACGAAAUCAAGCAGGCGGGCCGCUACCUGCGCCAGGAGGCCCUGCACCGCGUUUAGACCUGUGUGGAAAUCGAGCAGUGAGGUAGAUUCAAUGCGGCGAUGGCGGGGCGCCGCGAAUUUUGAUUUCCACACCAGGUACAGACGAGCUACCACCUCGACGUCGAGUCGAAGCAGCAGCUCGACGAGAAGGCACUGGUUUUGGCGCGCAAAAAGUCGCUCUGCGUCGACGACCUCGAGGCGUGCCAACCGUUCGACGUCGACAAGCCGGCGCCCACCGAUAGUUGCGAAGCGUGCCGCGCGCUCGUCCCCGACUUGGAAUUUGUGGCGAAGCGCGCGGGCCUGCACACGGCCGCGGGCGCGUCCAAGACCCGCGAGUGGCUCCGCGAGGCGCUCGGCGGCGUGUGCGACGACGCGCCCUUCCGCCACCCGCGGCCGCUCGCCGUCGAGACCUUCUGCGUGGAGCUCUUCGACGAGCACGAGGAUGACGUCGUGGCGGCCGUGGACUCGUUCUACGCCGCCGUCCGCGCGCUGGAGAUCCCGUCCUUGGAUUUGGAGGCGUCGAUCUGCGUCGAGGUCGCCGGCGCGUGCGCGGCCGACGCGGUCAAGGACGCGCGGGCGGCGGAGCUGUGAUUGAUAAGAGGUGUUGUUUUAGGC